GUCAGGGGACCCUGUGAAACCGGGGCGCAGGCAGCCCAGCGCGCCCCACGGACCAGGCGGGCUGAGUCCCCCCCCCCCCCCCCCCCCAGCGCUUAACUGGGGCACAAGCAGGGGCAGAGAUGGCGCUGGCCCGGCUCGGGAAGGUGUUUCCCAAAACCAGCAUCCUCUUCCUGUGCGACAUGCAGGAGAAGUUCCGGCCCAACAUCGCCCACUUCCCCCAGAUCGUGGCCGUGGCAGCGCGCAUGUUGCAGGUGGCACGGCUGCUGGAGAUCCCGGUGGUGGUGACGGAGCAGUACCCCCAGGGGCUGGGCCCCACAGUCCCUGAGCUGGGGGCCGAGGGGCUGAAGAAGUUCCCCAAGACCUGCUUCAGCAUGCUGGUCCCGGAGGUGGAGCAGGAGCUGGGGGCACUGCCCCACCUACGCUCUGUGCUCCUGUGUGGCAUUGAGACCCAGGCCUGCAUCAUGAGCACAGCGCUCGACGCCCUGGAGCGGGGACUGGAUGUUCACGUGGUGGCCGAUGCAUGCUCCUCCAGAAGCCAAGUGGACCGGCUGGCGGCCCUGUCCCGCCUACGGCAGAGCGGUGCCUUCAUCACCACCAGCGAGGGGCUGAUCCUGCAACUGGUCAGAGAUGCUGCCGACCCCCGCUUCCGACAGAUCCAGAAGUUCAUUAAGGACCCGGCCCCGGACAGCGGCCUCCUCUCCCUGUUUCCGGGACAGAGCCCCGGCUUCAGCUAACCCUGCGGCCCCCAGACCCCGUGGCCUGCCCCCCAAGCACAUGGGAGCAGGGCAGGGCUGGAAUAAACCCUUCAAUUCAGUGA
Messenger RNA from Caretta caretta (loggerhead turtle), 817 nucleotides. It is a transcript of the gene ISOC2, whose product is annotated as isochorismatase domain containing 2. The record is from RefSeq and is a predicted model, not a curated record. Lineage: Eukaryota; Metazoa; Chordata; Testudines; Cheloniidae.